Messenger RNA from Linum trigynum, 3291 nucleotides. The record is from the annotation of a GenBank genome assembly. NCBI's taxonomy places the organism in Eukaryota, Viridiplantae, Streptophyta, Magnoliopsida, Malpighiales, Linaceae.
GGUGUGUUUGAAUAGAUGUAUUUUAGUACCUUUAUAUUAUUAUAUAUGUUGCACUAUUGAAUAUGAACUGUUAAAAUUUUACAAAUAGGUCAAAUAUCUCGCUAUGAGAAAUUUCAAAUCACUAGUUGCUGAUAUCGUUCGGCUAUACUUUAAAGACCCGCUUUUAUCUUUUGUGAUAGAGUUUAAUUUGUAGUUCUAUGUAUGGGUCAUUCGUUCUAUAGAUUUGCAGGGGCUAAUUUCUUUUGUUUUCGUGUAUGGACAAUCUCAAAGAAAAUUUCAUUAUUUGAAUCAGUGUCGUCGUGUCAAAUUUCAACAUAAUUUUUCAUUUAAUAACAAAACAAACUCUUUCCAUUUAUAAUCCAAUUAAUACGCGCUUCUUGGUCUUAUGGCAGGCCAACUUUUAUCACCUCACCGGCUGUGAAGUAUCGGCUAUCAUUUUCUAGCGAGCUUGCUUGUUAUAAUAAUAAUUAAUAGGUGCACAUACAGAACAGUUAUAUGCAUAAUCUGACCAAGAAAUUUAUAUUAAUGCAAGCCGAAAGCACAAAAGUUGCAAAACGUAAUUCCAAACAAAUAGUGCCAGCAGCCACAGCCAGCGUCCGUGUGCCGACGACCAGGAAUCGGUCGCUAGACAGAUUGCAUGCAUAUGCUGCAGCCGUAUUAAUUCUACAAAGCCGCAAAAACUCCAACACCGUUUUUGGCGCACCAAUAUUGCAAUCUCUUGUCGUGUGAGGGGCCGGGCGAGAAUAUUACCGUGUUCGACUUGGAUGUAUAUGACGGCGACUUACUAUAAGCUCACACAUCCUUGUAGUGUUUCAUAGUUUAAUUUUGGAGUCUUUAUUUCAUUUCAAAAUGCUUCAUCCUUGUAGUUAAGACAACGGUUUCCUAUUUAUUAACCACGAAUCUCUCCCUCGUACCUUAUUGAUUCUCGACAAUCAUCCGAUGCAUGGUUCUCCUUACCUUCAAACAACAGUACUUUGGAACUUUCCCAGAAUUUACGAGAUAGAAAGUUUAUGGAAAAAAAGAAAUGAAACAGAAAACAAGCCAAAGAGUUUUUUCUACAUCCACGCACCAAUAGCCCUAGACCCACAUGCCACCACUAGCUUAAUUGGCUCAAUUCCUUCCCUCCACAUAAUAUCCUCAAAAUCUUGUGUAAAAAAAAAAAACAAUUUGUAUCAUACUUUAAUCCAAUAUGUUUGUUAAUGUAAGAAAAUCAAAAGAAACAAAAUGAUAAAAACCCCCCAAUUCUUUUGACACUAUAAAAAUCACUCUUCCCUCAACCUUUCUGCCUAUUUAAUUAAGGAAACCCCAAAAUCGUCAAAAUCUCUCAAAAGAGAAACGCCCCUCAAAAGUACAGUAGAGAGAAUAAAAAAAAAACAGAAAAUGGGUUCGCUUCCCGAGGUAGUGGAAGACUGCAUGGGCGUGCUCCAGCUCUUUAGCGACGGCACCGUUUUCCGUCACCAAAACAUAGAUUUCCCCACCCAACCCGUCGACGACCAAUCCGUACUCCACAAGGACUGCCUCUUCUCCGAACCCCACGACCUCCGCCUCCGCCUCUACAAGCCCGCCUCCGCCUUCAACGACGACGACCGCCGCCUGCCCGUCCUCUUCUACUUUCGCGGCGGCGGGUUCUGCGUCGGUUCACGCGACUGGCCCAGCUGUCACAACGGCUGCCAGCGCCUCUCCUCCGCCCUCGACGCCGUCGUCGUGGCCCCGGACUACCGUCUGGCUCCCGAGGACCGGCUUCCGGCCGCCAUGGACGACGGCGUCGCGGCCGUGACGUGGCUGCAGUCUCAGGCAGCUGGCGGCGGCGAUGAGUGGUUUGGUAACGCUGACUUUGACCGUGUUUUCGUGGUGGGUGAUUCGUCGGGUGGGAAUAUUGCGCACCACGUGGCGGUUCGACUCGGGGCCGGUUCGUUGGGUUUAGGACCGGUACGGGUCAGAGGUUAUGUGCUGCUGGCGCCGUUUUUUGGCGGGGUUUCGAGGACCGAGUCGGAGGAAGGGCCGAGAGAGGAGAUGAUGAGUCUCGAGGAUUUGGAUAGGUUUUGGAGGCUGUCUUUGCCUGCGGGAGAAGACAGAGACCAUCCAUUGGCGAACCCAUUUGGAGCCGCCAGCUGCUGCAAGAAGCUUGAAAAGGUGGACAUGGAUCCGAUAAUGGUGAUCGUUGGCGAGCGUGAGCUGCUGAGGGAUAGGAGCCACGACUACGCUACGAAGCUAGCCGAGAUGGGGAAGAAAGUUGAGUACGUGGAGAUCAAAGGAAAGCAACAUGGUUUCUUCACCAACGAUCCUUACUCGGAGACGUCCCAUGAAUUGGUCGAUGUUAUCAACCGCUUCAUCCUCGACAAUUCGAGCUAGCUAGUAAAACGGGGGGAUUGAAACUAUCAAAAGAAAGGCACAUCGAUCUUUGGUUGGCAUGCUAUACGUUUUUAACGUCAAUUAUUGUAACUAGGGAUGGAGGAAGAGGGUUAGAGGGUGGGUUCGAAGGGGGAAAAAUGGUAAGUUACGUGUAAUAGUUAAUUAAGUAUGAAAAUAAUACGUAUUUAAAUGGAGAUGGUUGACUUUUUAAAUAUGUGAUGUAUGAUUUAUGAGUUGGGUAUUGGCGCAUAUUCAAUGUUUUUAUAAUGAGUUAUGUACAAAGGACAAUGGUUCACAUAUGAUCCGCCCAGAAUUAACGUUUUAUUUAUUCAAUAUCAACAGCAAAUUUCCACUGAAUCAUAGCUAAUUACUAAAGUGAUUCUAUUUCAAUCAGGGGGGUAGAGAGAGUGUACGAGGUGGCUCCUAAGGAAAUUAUUUUUUACUAAAUUAGUAUAAUAUUUAAUUGAGAAUGAAACUUAGGGCACUUUUAAUUGAGAAUGGUUGACCGAGAGAUCACUUGUUCGAAUCUCGGUGACCCCAUUUAAUUUGUUAAGCAGAUGAUAUUCGGAUUUGCAAAAACCUUAAGCACGUAUAAGUUGGUUUUCGUUAGCAGGGGAAGUGUUAGUAAAUACUAAAUAGUAUAAGGUCCAUUAUUAAAUCUUUCCCAACAACUCGAGUUAUUGAUACAAACUCUAUUGACAAAGAACAACAUUCAAAAGCAAAUGUCUAACGAAAUCAUGAAUAAUUAUUGGGUUAAUACCUUAUUUUGGCCCGAACUAUAAACAAACUUUCUAGUUUGGCAUGUGGUUUCUGAAAUUGCUCCCCUGGCCCGAACUAUGCAUCAUACUUCCUUACUUGGCCCUGCGCGGUUUUGACCGUUAGUCAAGCUCCACGUCACUUGCUACGUCAGCGAACCUGAAAUAAAAUUUUUGGAUUUUG